Molecule: messenger RNA, 1560 nt
Organism: Enhydra lutris kenyoni (northern sea otter)
Lineage: Eukaryota; Metazoa; Chordata; Mammalia; Carnivora; Mustelidae
Product: RUN domain containing 3B
Exons: 12
Coding region: 1-1422 (473 amino acids)
Source: RefSeq, a predicted model, not a curated record
AUGGCCUCCAGGAGCCUGGGGGGCCUGAGCGGGAGCCGCGGCGGAGGCGGCGGCGGCGGCAAGAAGAGCCUCAGCGCCCGCAAUGCUGCGGUGGAGAGGAGGAACCUCAUCACGGUGUGCAGGUUUUCUGUGAAGACCCUGAUUGAUCGGUCCUGCUUUGAGACAAUUGAUGAUUCUUCUCCUGAAUUUAACAAUUUUGCAGCUAUUUUGGAACAGAUUCUAAGUCACCGGCUAAAAGAGAUAUCCCAAAGUUGCAGAUGGCUGGCUCAUCUCCAAAUACCUCUUCAAGGUCAAGUAACCUGGUUUGGUUAUGAAAGUCCUCGUAGCUUCUGGGACUAUAUCAGAGUGGCUUGCCGGAAAGUUUCACAGAAUUGUAUCUGCAGCAUUGAAAAUAUGGAAAAUGUCAGUUCUUCUAGAGCUAAGGGUAGAGCCUGGAUCAGAGUAGCACUCAUGGAAAAACAUUUAUCUGAAUACAUCUCUACAGCUCUGAGAGACUUCAAAACAACCAGGCGAUUUUAUGAAGAUGGAGCAAUUGUCUUAGGUGAGGAAGCAAAUAUGCUUGCUGGCAUGCUGCUUGGACUAAAUGCUAUUGAUUUCAGCUUCUGCCUCAAGGGAGAAGGAUUGGAUGGAAACUUUCCUGCCGUAAUAGAUUACACACCAUAUUUGAAAUUUACCCAAAGUUCUGACAGCAUCAGCAGUGACGAGGAAGAGCUGAGGACUUUGGGAAGCAGUGGUAGUGAAAGCAGCACUCCAGAGAAUGUCGGGCCUCCUUUCAUCAUGGAUGAGAAUAGUUGGUUCAACAAGUGUAAGAGAGUUAAACAAAAGUAUCAGCUAACCCUGGAACAGAAGGGUUAUCUUGAAGAACUCUUACGACUUCGAGAGAACCAGCUGUCCGAGUCUGUAUCCCAGAAUAAAAUACUACUUCAAAGGAUUGAAGAUUCUGAUCUGGCUCAUAAAUUGGAAAAGGAACAAUUAGAAUAUAUAAUUGUGGAGCUUCAAGAUCAGCUGACUGUGCUAAAGAAUAAUGAUUUAAGAUCAAGACAAGAGUUAACUGCCCACCUCACCAACCAGUGGCCUUCCCCAGGAGCUCUGGAUGUCAAUGCUGUUGCCUUGGAUACGUUGCUUUACCGAAAACACAAUAAACAGUGGUAUGAAAAAAGUUAUCAAAGUCUUGACCAGUUAUCAGCUGAAGUCAGCCUUUCUCAGACUUCACUGGAUCCAGGUCAGUCACAAGAAGGAGAUGGGAAACAAGACACAUUAAAUUUAAUCAGUGAAGGUAAAGAAGAUACCCCCUCAUUACUCGGUCUCUGUGGAUCUCUAACAUCAGUGGCAAGUUACAAAUCUCUAACAAGUCUCAAAUCUAAUGACUACCUUGCAAGUCCCACAACAGAGAUGACGAGUCCAGGCCUAACUCCAUCCUGAAAAUUUUAUGUCAGAGCCAGAAGUUUUUAUGUUGCAAAUGUUCUAUUUACAUAAGUUUGACUGCUGGGAAAACCUUUGGAAUUUUAUAUUGUUCUGGCACAUGUCUGGAAUUCUAUUGCUUCUAUUUGAGAAUUCAGU